Molecule: messenger RNA, 11584 nt
Organism: Haplochromis burtoni (Burton's mouthbrooder)
Lineage: Eukaryota; Metazoa; Chordata; Actinopteri; Cichliformes; Cichlidae
Gene: rassf3
Product: Ras association domain family member 3
Exons: 6
Coding region: 6275-7018 (247 amino acids)
Biological process (GO): signal transduction
Cellular component (GO): cytoplasm
Source: RefSeq, a predicted model, not a curated record
UGCUGUUUGUGGUAUAAGCUGCUUGCCAAAACUCUGAGUUUAUACCACCGUCAUCUGGCAUUGUGAUUUUAACUGUCAAGGGAUCAAGUGACAGCUACUCAAAUGUACAAGCAAACCUUUGCUAUUUAGAUGAAAAGCCUUCAGUUCACCUUUGAUCUUCUGGUGCUGCUUUCUAUCUCAGCACUCAGGAUACAUGUGGGAUGUGGGUACUGGGUGAAGCAGGGGUCUGCAAGAGCCUGCUCCUACUUUGGAACUGGAUUAAUGUUUAACUUGACAUUCAGCUGCACAACAGACUUUCUCAUCUUAUCUUUGGAGUCAUGGAGUUUAAAAAAAAAAGCAGGUUUCUGUAUGAAACAUGCAAAUACAAAAGCCAAGCCUCUGCUCCAGUUACAUGCUAUCAACUACAGUAACAGCUUGAUAAAAUGGGUAAUUAACCUUUUGCUGUAGAUGUUUCUGCUCUAGUUCAAAAAACAAAACGGGAAGACAUUAAAGAAAAGUAAAAACAUCUAGAAGAGAAAACUGCACCUAAAAACAUAAAAUCAAGACUUUAAACUGUGUUUUAAACCAGAUUUAAAGGAAAUAUGUGAUUCUGCAACAUAAGCAGCACUUCCUUGAACAGUUAUUAUUAAGUUAGUAUUUAUCUAUACGUUUUUAAAAAGCUUUACAUGCUUUGCAUUCAGACUCAAAGUCAUGUGAAUACAUGAAAACAGAAAAAGGUAGCAGUGUUAAAUGAAUGUAACAUGUGGAAUUUGGUUGCAUGGAAAGAAUAUUGAAGUUAAUUCAUCAAAGCACAUGCAUGAAAGAAACUUCAGAGUAGAUUUAGACUUUGAGCAACAUAUAAAGAAGAGCUGUCCAUCCCAGAUUCUUCCAAAUAAGAUCUAAAGUGAAAUGGAUGCUCUGAAGAACCAACCUGGAGAAAGUAAUUCACGCUUUUAUUUACUCUAGACACAUCUCUAGAAGGUACAUCUCACCUAUCCUGGCUUUUCUUCAUUGGCUCCCUAUGUGAACUGACCCAGUUGAUCUGAAGAUUUUCAUACUUUUAAAGAAGUCUAUGUCUGGCCACAAGCCAUGCAGAGCCUUAGAUCCUCAGGUGGGGUCCUGCUAUUCAAAAGGAUAAAAUUUUAAAUCUGAGGAUAACAGAUUUAUUAAUUAUGUUGGAAAUAUGCAUAUUUUGUUCCCUUUUUUUAAAAAACUUUCUUUGACAUUAUUCUGUUAUAUAUUUGGCCCUAAUAUGUAACUGUCUGUCAAAGCAUUUCAUAAACGCUGGUUUUAAUAUAAAUGUAAUUAUUACUGUUGCUUACUUUUGAAUUAAUGCAGAGACGGUGAAUACCUCAAAUACUUCCUGACUAGUUCUGUAGGCUGUAUGUAAUGUAGUGUAACUACGCCUGCAGUGCUGCAGAUCAUCCAUCUCACAGACCAGCUGAUAGCACUCCUCCACCAAAACCUCUCUGCUUUAUCAUAUCCAUGAUUAUAUAACUGUAACCUUUCAUUCACGUCAUGUAUGAACAUAGAAACCAGUUUAACAGGCCACUGUACACAUGCAACAAAUUAUAUUUCUCUUUCUCUCAUUAAUUUUUCAACACUUACAUGAACUAAACAUUAAAUUGCUGAGAGGAUGCAUUUCUUUAUGAAGGGUUUAGCAUGGAUUUAACUUGACGGCCAGAAAGGAGUACAUAAUCCUCUAACUUAUCUAGUAAUUGGUUUGACCCAGUAGUAGAGGCAGUAUUAUGCAUGCUGCAUAAUAACAGCUGAAUUCCCAGUUUGACUCCCAAUCUGUUGGAUUUUUAGCGCAUGCCACUUCCUCAUUUCCUGUCAAUGCGCACUGCGCAAUCUAAACAAAAUUGCCAAAAAUAUAUUAUAAACGUAUCGGGAAAUCUAAUAUAUGGACAGUUUCAUGUUACUGUCAUUUGCUGAUAUUUAAGUAUUUUUAAGGUAUUUGAGUCCUGGAGAAAUUUUUGUCUUGCGUUUUUAUUCAGAUUGAGUGCCGUGCCCGUUUUGGUGCCAUGGGAAAGCUUUAAUCUCCUAAUCGCUCCACACAGUUACAGUACAGUGACUGUAUGUUAGGUAGAAGCUGCCCCUACUCCUGGAAUGUCAGUAAUGUGUAACCAGACUGGCUCCAGGCCAAAGUGACUGGACAGCAGAUUAAUACCAUUCACCACACGCACACAUGCACAUAAACGGAGCUCUGUGAGUGUUUGUCCUGGGUGUGACUUUCACUUCAACUCUCGUUGUUUUAUUCUAUUUGUAUUAUAGUCAACUUUUUGCAAAGUUUUUUUUAUUGUAUUCUUUUUACUUUGUUAAUCUUUAUUUAUACAUUUUUUAAAUCUUAUUUUUCUGUCUAAAUAAUAUAAUUUACCCUAUUGUACUAUUUAUUUAAUUGUGUUUUUGGGUUGGCAAGUGGUUUCUGGCCGUUGCUAGGUGUAAUUAGAUGCAAAGAGGAGUACAUUGGUGCUUUACAAACCUCUUUGUGCAUUCUGAAGAAAGAAAAAAGGACUUUGAUACUUGAUCUUUUUCUUAAAAUGUUGUUUUUUCUAUCUACUUGCCAGAACAAACCACGUUCUGAUAGGGUUAAGGAUUAAAGGACUUAUCACUGAUGGUGUUUUAGACCUCACAGGUUUUACCAAAUCUCAACGCCUCAGUCUCUUUAGUUUGUUUUUGCUGGGUAGCAUAUAUGCAUUUAUUAACAUAUAUGACUCAAUAUGUAAAUUGCACACCUGCUGUAUGAUAGUAAAACAGUAAAUCAUCGUAUGAGGAAAGAAGUGCGAUAAACAAUGACAUGUAACAAAAAUCCUUGAUGGCUUUAAAUCCCUGAACCUCUAGACCGGCUCGACUAGGCUAAAACACAAGGCCGUUUGAUUUGAUUCAUAAAGGAUUAGAACACAAGUUGAUCCAAAGUAUGUUUUUCUUUAUUUACACUCCUUCUGCACCAAUACACUGAAGUAAAUGGCAGCAUGGUGGCAAAUCUGCUUAUCUGUGUGUAUUUGUGUGUGUUUUGGAUGAUCUCUACAGAAUUUGAAAGGUAUUUUUGGUUUGGCUGCCCCAGAUGUGCCAUAUUUAUUUUUGGUCUCUUCUCUAACUCCGCUGGUUUUAAAUUAGAGCCUGUAUAUCUAAAAAAUCUCCCAGCUGUCCACUGGUUUUUCCCAUGUGUGAGCGGGUUAGGCUUGAUUUAGUGCAGAUAUACUGUAGAUUUCAAUCUGAUGCUUAACCUGCUUUGCUGAUGUUUUGCACCUUUAUUGCAGCUGGGUGGGCUACAAAUGUACAGCAUGAAGUUAACAAUCUUUAACUCUGCAUGCAGCAGAGUUAAAGUACCCAGGAGGUACUCCCCAAAACAGAAGGUACAUAGUCCAUUAAUUGCCCCGCUGCUCCAUAAUAGUUUCCAGUUGUAGGGUGAUGAAAGCAGCUUUAACACCACCCGCUCAAAACAUGAGUGAAACUCCAUCCAUUUAACAAGCACAUAAACUCAGCUGUCGGUCAGGUUUCCUUUGAGCGGAACAUAAUGUAUAAAACGAUUUUACUCUCUGACAUGUUUUAUGACGCUGAAUGACGGCAGCAUACAGGCUGUAGCUUCAUUUCUGGUGAAACUCAUAUUUAAUUAAAAACAAACAGCCAAAAAGGAUGCUAUAAAUAGCUAUAUCUUAAUAUUGCUUGCAGGUUAUAGCUGUAGAAUAAACAUGUUCCUACAUGUGAACAUGGAGAAGUUGUAGGAAAGAGGAAAGAGUUUUUUGGUGUAGGGAGCCUGUUGGUUUAUAAUUUACUUGUGGUCAAGCAAGCAAGCAAAACACUGGUAAUCAUGUGAUGACUGUUCAGUAGAUUCCAUCCAUCCAUCCAUCCAUCCAUCCAUCCAUCCAUCCAUCCAUCCAUCGUCUUCUGCUUAUCCAAUUCAGGGUCACAAAAGGGAGGGUGGAGCCUAACCUGUACAGGCUGCCAGUUUAUUACCGGGCAAAAGACAGACAGACAACCAUUCACACUCACUUUAUACUUAAAAUUACAAAUUAAUCUUUGGACUGUGGGAGAAAUGCCAGGAGAGAACCCAUGCAGUCACAAAAGGAACAUACAGCCUCCACACAGAAAGGCCGGGCUGGACUUGAACCCGGGACCUUCAUACAGUGUGGAGGUGCUGAACACUGGACCACAGCAUGUUGCAACUUCAGAUUUAUCUGAAUUCAUAAAAAAGGAAGCCACCAAAUAUUGAUAACUGUUGAUAACUGCCUGUGGAAUAAACCUACGCUAUAGGUAUGGUACAACCACAAAUCCUUUAAAAUCCUGAGACCAUGGAGUAGCUUAUAACAAUAUAAAGUAGAAAAGCCUUUGGUGCGCUGUAAUUGGACCUUUGUUAGGUUCUGGCUCCAGAAACGAACCUUCAACACUGAUUGAACACAGGAACUUUUUUGCUACUUUUAUUUUUCAGUGACAUUUCAAUCCACUCUUUUUGUGAAAGAUUAAAUGUCUGGCUCCAUCUCUCCACCAAAGACCAAGUCUUAUGGUAAUACCAAGACACACCCACAGAGCCUUCUCAUUUGGGUUUGGCUGAUUUUAUUCUGAGCCUCUCAUUGUCCGGGGCAAACUUUUUCCUGACCCCAAAUCACAUCUUGCCUCAACAGAUUUAUACAAUUUACAUAUUACAGUUAUUAGUAGGGAUAAUACUAGAGCAACUUAGUUAGUUAGGAUUCUGCCAUCAUAGUUGUAUUUCAAGGAAUUUGAAGUGAGAGUAAUUGCAAUGGGAAACUUAACUGAUGUUGAACUGGGUUUAAAAGCUGUCAGGCAGCAUCUUCUUGCCUGCAGCCUUAUUUCAAGUGAAUUAGAAAAAGAGCAGAAGGGAUAAAUGUCCUUUUAACUAGGAUACCUACCCCCUGAGUUUCUAGAACAUUCAUCACAGGAAAAAUCAUCUCUGGAUAAUCAGUUAACCCUCUCAAGGCAGGCGUUGCAGAUUUGCAACAAGUAAAAGCUAACAACCUGAUUACCUCACAUACAUAUUUUAUGAGUUUUUUUUACUCAGAAGUACCACUGUAGAUAUUCUUUUGUGCAUUAGCAACAAAAACUUAAUUUGAGCCUGAGAGGGUUAAAAGGCUGUAAAGACUGGUUCCACCCAAUGACGACUGGCCUUUUAUUUCUCCUGCAUUUAGAUACUAGCUGGUACAUGAGAAGCAUGCUUAGAAAGCUAUUGUUAAUUUUCUACCUGUUGAUUGAGGUAAGACACAGGGUUUUUCUUAUUUAUUUUUAGUGUUUAGGUAGAUUAACGAGGAAAGGAAAAUGUAAAAGCUCCAGCUGCAGAUCAGUGCUCCAUAACUGACUGACCUCUGACUUUUUUUGUGUUCUUUAGGAAUGCAGGUAACUUUAUUCUUCUCUGUAAAGGGUUUUUAAGACUUUUUUUUUGCAUAGUCUGUGGGUUUACAAUGACAGUUUUCCUAGGUGACAUUUUCAGGAACAAAUGAGAGACUGUAAAAAGGCUCUUUAUCUUUGCCUUUGGGUAUUUUGAAUAUCAGCAGGUAGUGAAGAGGCUAAAAAAAUGCAAAUUGGAAUCUGCUCUCUGUGUUGAAGUAUUUUUAGAAAUAUGCAGCAUCCUUUCACAGAUUAACUGUCAACUGUCAAAAAAGGAAAAUAAAAUAAAAAAAAUUACCAAGUGUAGAACAAAUAUGCUUGUUUUGAAAUACAAGAGAGAGGAGAUAAUUAUAUAUAUAUAUUUUUUUUAUUUAUUUAUUUUUUUUAUUUUGCCAAAUUCUUUGAUCCGCGCCACUCAAACUGGGCAUCGGAGCGCUGAUUGGCCAACCUGUUGUAUUGGGCGAGGUUUUAUUAACUGUCAGGCAGGGGAUUGGCUGGCUGGAGUUAUCGCACCUAAUGGGAGUGGUCUUACUGUAGCCUCGCCUCGCUGUCACACAGACUCAUGCAUUUAACAGACGGCGUGUGAGUGGAACUUGUGGGAUUUCUUCAUUAGCACUUUCGAAAUUGGUCUAUUAGUAAUAGUUGCUGACAUUUCUGCUUCGUAGCAGCUACUAGCUUCAUUUUCUGUUUAUAAAUGGAGAGGUUUGAUUGAGUUGUUUUGACUAUGCCGGUGGAGUAAAGCGAGGAGGAGAAGAGGAAGGGAAGAACGGGAGAGAGUUGAGCGGAUUUGAAAGAGGAAAUCAUUCAUUGCUGGUCGAACAGCGAAGCCUGCGGACAGAAACAGAGGGAGGUUUGGCCAUUUACUGAGGCUGGAGUUUGUUUAGAGCUGAUAUUUGUUUUCUUUUGGGUGGUUUUUUGAUGUGGCGGGUUCUCAGUGGAGAAGUUUUUCCCGCAAAUGACGUGGAAUAGCACGAUGAGCAGUGGCUACAGUAGCUUGGAGGAGGACUCCGAAGAGUACUUUUUCACGGCCAGGACCUCUUUCUUCAAAAAACCCUCCGGAAAAAUCACAGAGAAAAAGGAUGUGGAGAAGGAGAGAGAGUUGCGGACAGAGUUCAGCAAAGAGGAAAUCUGGCAGAGAAUCGAGCAGUACAACUUGCUAACCAAAGACCACCUUAAAAUGACGCUGGGUGCGGGCGGUGUGUACACGGGUUUCAUCAAGGUCCAGAUGGAUUUGCGGAGGCCAAUGACGGUGCAGGGAAGUCAGACAAGAGCUGGGGAGGCCUUCUAUCUGCCCCAAGGAGUCUCCAACACCCUUCAUGUCAGCUCGAAAACCACAGUCAAAGAGGUGAUCGUCGGCUUGCUGAGCAAAUUCACAGUUGCAGACAACCCGGCUAAAUAUGCCCUGUACAAGAGAUACCGGCGGGAGGAGCAGGUUUAUACAUGCAAGUUGGCGGAUGCUGAGAAGCCGUUGUUUCUUCGCCUGGUGGCGGGACCCGACCCAGACCUGCUCAGCUUUGUCCUGAAAGAACAGCAGACGGGAGAAGUCAUGUGGGAUGCCUUCUCCAUCCCUGAGCUGAAAAACUUCCUGCGGAUCCUUGACAAGGAGGAACAGGAGCAGAAGGACGCAGUAAUUCGUCGCUAUGAAACCUACCGGCAGAGACUGCAGGAGGCACUGCUGGAGGUCAGGGGGCCUUCUUAAGAGGAUAUAACCUCCUUGAAAAAGGACUACUGCCCCCUAGAGGGACGAAGGGGAUGUUUUGUUUUGUUUUUCAUUUUUAAUCUCCUGGUGUACAUUUUGAUGGAGGGAGGGAUGUGAACACAGAAUCAGGAGAGAGGAUCCAGCACCUGGAAGAAGGGAUAAUAAAGGAUGACAAGAGGACAGAAAAAAGAGACUGCAAAUAAAAAAGACGAACAGACAGAAUUUUGGUUGCUGGAUUCAAGAUUUCAAACUGCUUCCCGCUCGGCUCCGUCUGCCUGCAAACACCAAAGAUUCACUCACUGUGCCAUAUCCAUUCAUCCUCUUCACUGUUCGCCGUCCAUCCCUCUCUUCUUCUUCUUCUCUCACUCUGUCCUGCUGUCACAUAAUUUAUGCAGUUCAUCCUUUUUGUUUCCCUCACCUUUUUAUCCUUUGAACUUGUGAAAGACUCAAGGCCAUAUGUUGAAUUAUUUUUAUUUAAUUUGUGUGUUUUAAAGGUCUGUACAUAUUUUUUUUUUUAUUUAUAUGGGUGAAGCUUUUUAUUGCUUUUUCUUUUUCUUUUUAAAACAAAGUCUUAUUUUUGUUUUAUUGUAGAGGCGGAGCAACAAUCUGCUUGUUGACACAGAUGCUGAGAAUAGUUUUUUCAGACUUCAGCAGGACACAGAAAAUCCAAACAUCAGAGCAUGAAAGACCAUUUAAAAAAAAGUUAUUAUCAUAAAAUGGAGUUAUUUUAACCCACAGUAGUUGUAAAAGUAAAUACUGAUUCCAAUAAUAAUAGCUCUAAUUACAAAGAAUGAAAAUGGAUUGGAGUUCUUCUGGAUUUAUCCGUUCCAAAAACAUGUCCAAUCAAAAUAUAUGAAUCUGAGAAGAAAUUCUUAUUAUAUUCGUUAUCCAUUUAUAUGGAAUUUAAUUAUCUGUUCAUAUUUUUUGGCACAUUUAGGACUCCAUAAAAGCCAGCCUGAGAUUGUUUGCAUGAAAGAAAGGAGAAAUGAAAGGUGACGUAACGGAAAACAGAUGCAGGAACUCUAGAGAGAUUUUUAAUAGGAAGAGUAAAAGAACGAUAAGAUGAGUCUUAACUGGAACUUAACAGGAAGUAGUUUAGUUUUGGUUGCAGUUUGUAAAAAACCAAAAAAAAAACGCUGUUUGUUUUUUCAUGUGGAGUGAAGAUGAACUGGUGGGAUCUGAAGCCUUUGUGUUUUUUCCACCACCAGCAGAGUUUCGUGAACCAUGAGCUGAAUAGACUGAAGCAAACUGCUUGAACUUUGACCCCCCCCCCACCAUGUGGUCAGUGUGGAGAUUUGACAGGUUUCUGGAAGUUGACUGAGCGGUUCAGAGGAAGUAGAAAAGAAACAUUAGAUGCAGGAAAGACAAAAACUAGGGGAAGAUAAAUGGCACGAGGAGCUAAUACAUGGGAAAGACUGUCAUACAAGCAAUGUGACCGUGGCCUUGAGGACCAUGACGGGGGUUUCCUCCAACCGCAAGUCACUUUGAUUAACUGCUUGUUCACGUUUUGCAUUACGUGAGCUCCUCGAGUCAAUGAGUGCAAGAAAAGGAGGUCUGUGAGUGCUGAUAGCUGCUGAGACCAGAGAGGAAAAACAGCGGCAUUGUGUGCGUUUCAACCAGUCUGUCAGCAGGCAUUCAUUUAAAACGCAACUUUUUGAUACGCUUAUCUUGAACUAAAAUGUGCAGCCUUGACCUCAUAAACCUCUCUUAAGGAUAAAAUAAGAGUGGGACACAAAUCAAGGCACGCAGGACUGUAGUAAACAUGAGGGUUUAAAGGCAGAAAAACUAAAGAAAUGCAUCAGAGUGCAAAAGAAGGCUCAACGAGAAAAGGGUUUUCUUAAGAAAAGGCCUUAAAAACCUGUGAUAUAUAUAUAUGCAAUAUUUUUUUGUGAUGAUGUAAUCUAUCAGUUAAAAGUCAAAGAGGCUUUUUCUUGUUUGCGUGGAAUUUUUUUUUUUUUUUUUUGGGGUGGGGGGGUAAUUUUAAAGAAAACAGUCAAUAAUCUGGACAAACAAGUCAAAACAUUAAUGUUCAUUGCAUUUUAUCUUUAUGUUGCAAAAUGCUGUUUGCUGUUUGAGCUGCAGGUACUAAAUGAUGUCAAACUGAGGGUGCUGCAGGGCGUUUCUGUAGGAGACUGUCGCCAUCUAGUGGUCAAACACGCCAACUGUUCUCUUGCUUCUGUGUCAAACUUGAUUUAUCUUAUAGAGUUAUUUUGUUUUUAUUUUUGUUAUAACCAAAGAUAUUUUUUUGUGUUGUUGCCUGGAGCAAAACAUCUAUUAGGGGCCUCAUCCCACCAGAGGGAAAAACAUACAGUAUAUAUAGUUUAGAGGUUUUAUUUAAAGGGGUUUUAACCCCAGUUUCUUCUAUUAUUAAACACUGGGUUAAUUUUAUGGAAGCAAAAAAGGGCCUUUAGAAUUUAAAUGAAUUAAUUUAAUAUAUAAUCUCUGGGUUAUCAUGGGCAAAAGUCCAGCAUUAUAAACUUUAACACGCAAGGUUUAAAAGAGAAGGCGGCCAACUGGAAUAUGUUAGAAAAUGUUGGAUUAUGGGAAAUGUAGUAUCUAUUGAUUUGGAGCAUUUCUUGGUAAAAGUUGAAACACCCUGACCCUUUCCUUCUCAGAAUAUCAGCAUUUUUUUUUUAUUCCUUUUUCAGUGUCUUGUAGAAAUUCCCAACUUUUAUGUAAUUUCCAAAGACAAAACUCAUUUAAUAACUUAAUGGUUACAUGUAAAUACAAGAAAUUUAAAUUUGGAGGUCUUUUUAAAUGCUUAAUUUUUAGUAUGUCAUUUGAAAACUUUGAGUAUAUAAUUUUAAUUAUUGGUGGUUUUACUUUUUCAAGGUUAACAAAUUCAGAAAACAAAAUACAAUUAUUUUGGCCCUCUUUUGCUUCCAUACUUUAUAGUUGAAAGUGAUGCGAAAGUCUGAAUGGAAACAGUAACUGAAUCUUGAAGCCAUGUUGUUGCUUUUUGUGUAUCUCAUAAACAACUUUAGCUGUUAAAACACAUCAUCCCCGACUAUUUGCAUGAAAUUUAAUUUUUGGGGCACUUUAACUUUGAAUUCAGGGAAAACGGGUUUUUAAAAUUUAAUUUUUUCUCCUGUGUACCGCGAUCACAUGCUCUACUUUAUCUUAACAUCUAACACACUAUAAUCUUAUUAUUCUUUUUCUGUUUUAACUGAUGAAAGUAUAGUGUGGCAGAAGUCGACGAUUGUGAGGUCAUUUAAUAAGUUUUGGUCUCAGUGAGCUUCCGUAGGAUUUUGCUCAGAGUUGGCUGUGAAAUAUUUUGCUUACUGUAAACAAUCCUGGGCUGUUCAACAUUAAAAGCAUGCGUUAUUUUAGAUAAAACAGCAGUCGGACAGCGUCUGGAAAAUAGUUUUCAGAUGCCGUUUCUGAUAGAAAUUAGGAUUUCUGAGGAAUUAUGUCAUGGAAAGCUUUUUGGGCCAGUAGUGUUCAUGUAUGAAGAUCAGAUAUAAUACCUUGUAUGUAUUCAGAGAUGUUGUUUUUAAGGCUGUUCAAACAUACCUACAGUCUGAUAGCGUGCAAACCAUUGGCUCCUUAGUCUUAAUUGAAAUAUUCUUAUACUUUCUGUCAUUUUACACUAUUUAAACCUGUUUUCCUUGUUAGCAUAUGUUUUAUUUCUUUAGAUGUUGCUGAAAUUUGACUAUUGUUCUGAUUGUUAGGCUAAUUUGGAUGAAUUCUUUAUAAAAACAUCACAAAAUCAUCAAGCCUGUUGAAUGUUAAUAUUUUUACGCUUCAUGCGUAUUUAAGAGCUUUCAGCUUCAAGAGCUUUGCUUUUCUUUGAAACUAGCUUCACAUUUUCACUUUUAGUCUUUUUUUUUGUCCCCAAACUGGAUAUAAAUUAGUGUAUUAUAUAGGAUAAUAUAGUGUAAAAUGACAGCUCAGAAAACAUUCACGAACUUUACAUGUAAGAAUAUGUAUUACUUCAUUGUUUUAAAUCUUUAAAUCUUGUUCUUUAAAAACAAACAAAAAAACCCAAACAAACUAAACUAAAUUUGUUCACAAGCUUAAUUUUCUGAGCAGUUUUGAAGCUUCUCUUCUCAGAUUUGUGCGCUUGGGUCUGUGGUUUGAACAUCCACAAACUGUUGUGUUAAAUGCCAAAGACCUGUGUUGUUGAAGCUCUUCCUGAUUUUUCCCAGUGAUGCUGUUUUUGUUGUUGUUGUUGUUGUUGUUGUUGUUGUUGUUGUUGUUCACCCAGACUCACUAUAGAGAAGCGAUACACCUUUUCAGGUUUAUGAUGAGCUUGAAAACACAACGCUAACUCUGUUGUUCUACACUUGAGUUAAAAAAAAAAAUCUAAAGGGUUUUCUGGGUAAAAGUUCCAGAUCUGAGCUGCAGUUGGAGCUCGGUCUGAAAUGUCCCGAUCUCUGUGCCUUUGUACAGUUCAACAGCUGCGGGCAAACCUGAAGGAGAGGCUGAAGGUCUCAUCGUGUUCUCUCUCCGUAGGCUGAGGCGGGUUUAUUUUUGUAGGUGAUUUCAAUCGUUACCAAAUGUGGCCUUUCCUCACGGCAAGGCGGGCUUCAUCUAUUAAAGGUGAAAUUAUAAAAGAAACUUAAA